AAAAAAAUUGUAAUUUUUAGAUAUUUUAGAUACAUAUAGACUACAGACUGGAUCGGCUGAAAAAUUAGGAUUGCCGUGCAACGUGUGGCUCGGACAUAAUAAUCUGUAUUUUACUGACGAUGCAGAAGAAAUUCGAGUGUUCCUAAAUCACCCAGACAGUUUGCAUAAGUCAUUUUUGUACGAUGGAAUGAGAAUGGUUUUUAAGAACAGUCUUCUCUUUCAACCUGUCAAUAUUUGGAAAGGACGCCGAAAGUUUAUUUCGAAGAGUUUCAGUCAGCCCAUCCUCAAUUCCUUUGUUCAAUAUUUCAACGAAAACAGCAAUGUAUUGGUGAAAGUGCUGAGGAAUUUUAACCACGACCUUUAUAGUGUAUUUGGUCGUUAUACUUUCGAUACUUUUACUGAAGCAAUAGUUGGUAGGAAUUACCACCUGCAAACUGAUUUAAACAACAAGCUUUUGGAGGAAAUGGAUGUGAUUCAACAUUUCUUAGGCUGUGAGUAUUUCGUGCGGGGUUGUUGUUUUGGCGUUCUCAUGAGAAUCAAGGAUUUUCUAUGUCAUGGAUGGCAUGCACUUUGGGUUAUACUUAAAUUUAGAAGAUUUUUAGCUGAUAAAGUUCGAUGCAGGAUGGCAGAAUUUGAUAAAUGUCCAGUUGUAGAUUCUCAGUUAUCAUUUGUGGACGCCAUGUUGAACAGAAAAGACAUCUUUCCUCGGAAAAUAAUAGAAACGGAGUUUAUAUUAUUUGCAUCAGCGGCUACCGACACGACUGGAAAUUCAUUAGUAUUUAUAUUUACGUUACUGGGUAUGUAUCCAGAAAUCCAGGAGAAAGUAUUUGAAGAAAUAGUAACUAAUAUUGGUCGCGAUGAACCUAUUGAGGUAGACCAUUUAACCAAAUUGAAAUAUACUGAACGAGUUAUUUUUGAAUGCAUGAGAUUAUUACCAAGUGUGACCGAAGUAAGCCGAUAUAUCUCUAAAGACAUAAAAAUAGGAGACAAAACCUUUCCAAAAGGAACCAAUAUAUCGAUAUACAUUCUUGGUGUUCAUCGAAAUAGCAAAUAUUGGCCGAAUCCUGAUAAGUUUGAUCCAGACAGAUUUCUACCAGAAGAAAUUGCCAAAAGGCCUCCUUAUGCCUAUAUUCUGUUCUCUGCAGGACCUAGGAACUGCAUAGGAAAAAUGUUUGCUACCAUGUCCAUAAAGGUGGUCGUGGCCAACGUGAUACGAAAUUUUCGAGUGUCGUCAAAGUAUCGAUCGAUAGAUGAGAUGGAGAUGAGAUGUUACAUGACCAUGAGGACGAAACAUGACAUAGACUGCCAUUUUACUCCAAGAGAUUGACGAAAUAAUUUUAAAACGUUAUGUUAAAUAUAUCAAAUUAUAAUUAUA
Messenger RNA from Sitophilus oryzae (rice weevil), 1375 nucleotides. RefSeq names its product cytochrome P450 4C1-like. Bases 188 to 1327 code for a protein of 379 amino acids. NCBI's taxonomy places the organism in Eukaryota, Metazoa, Arthropoda, Insecta, Coleoptera, Curculionidae. The transcript is spliced from 10 exons. The record is from RefSeq and is a predicted model, not a curated record. Gene Ontology annotation, molecular function: monooxygenase activity; iron ion binding; heme binding.